CAGUGUGUCAAUCUGUCUUCUUGUCUGCAUCCUACACUGAAAGGGAGUGCUGUAUUUUGGGCUUCUGAGCCACAAAGUCAACUUCAAACACCGCCAUGGUAGAGCAGUUUGUUGGAACCUGGAAGCUGGCUGCCAGCGACAACUUUGAUGAAUACAUGAAGGCUCUUGGUGUGGGCUUUGCCACCCGCCAGGUGGGCAAUAUGGCUAAACCCAACCUAGUGAUCAGUGUGGAUGAAGCGGGCUUCAUUACAAUGAGGUCAGAGAGCACUUUCAAAACUAAAGAAAUAAAGUUCAAACUCAACGAGGAAUUUGAUGAGACCACGGCAGAUGACCGACAAACCAAGACCAUUAUUACGUUGGAGAAUGGCAAACUGGUGCAGAAGCAGGCAUGGGAUGGAAAAUCUACAACGCUGGAACGAGAGAUCCAGGAUGGCAAACUAACAGCUAAAUGCAUCAUGGGUGAUGUUGUUGCAAUGAGGACCUAUGAGAAGGAGGCUUAAAUCUAGUGAACUGUAAUGUUGAACUAUUAAAACAAUUGCAAUAAAAUCUGAGGAACUGUG
Messenger RNA from Corythoichthys intestinalis (scribbled pipefish), 560 nucleotides. It is a transcript of the gene fabp4b, whose product is annotated as fatty acid binding protein 4b. The transcript has 4 exons. The record is from RefSeq and is a predicted model, not a curated record. The coding region runs from base 96 to 500 and encodes 134 amino acids. Gene Ontology annotation, cellular component: nucleus; cytosol. Gene Ontology annotation, biological process: fatty acid transport. Gene Ontology annotation, molecular function: fatty acid binding. Lineage: Eukaryota; Metazoa; Chordata; Actinopteri; Syngnathiformes; Syngnathidae.